CACAGUAUCUCGCAUCUCUGCCCGAUGGCGGAUGUCGUCGUCUUCAUUGUGCCCAUCUCACCCUACCCAAAUACAGCAACUAAAUGUGAUUAAAAAACAAGUAACCUAUCCGUUGGUGCCCAGCUCUAUAAAUCCCCUCCCCCUCCCUCGUCGUCCUCUCGGCCAAGCUCACAACACAAACGUUCCUCUCCUUCCUCACUCCCUGCUCCCUACGUGCACACAGCAAGCUAGAGCAGCAGCAGGACAGCACCAGCAAAUGGUUUCUGCCGGAGGCCAUGGUGGUUACGGUGACGCCGAUGACGGCAUGGCCGUCGACUUCCGGGGCAACCCGUUCGACAAGUCCAGGACCGGAGGGUGGCUCGGGGCCGGGCUCAUUCUGGGCGCGGAGCUGGCGGAGCGCGUGUGCGUGAUGGGCAUCUCGAUGAACCUGGUGACGUACCUCGUCGGCGAGCUGCACCUCUCCAACGCCAAGUCCGCCAACAUCGUCACCAACUUUAUGGGCACGCUCAACCUCCUCGCCCUCGUCGGCGGCUUCCUCGCCGAUGCCAAGUUCGGACGCUACCUCACCAUCGCCAUCUCCGCCACCAUCGCCGCCACCGGCGUGAGCAUGCUGACGGUGGACACGACGGUGCCGAGCAUGCGCCCGCCGCCGUGCGUCGACGCCCGCGGCGCGCGCGCACACGAGUGCGUGCCGGCGCGCGGCGGGCAGCUAGCGCUGCUGUACGCGGCGCUGUACACGAUCGCGGCGGGCGCGGGCGGCCUGAAGGCGAACGUGUCCGGGUUCGGGUCGGACCAGUUCGACGGGCGCGACCCGCGGGAGGAGCGCGCCAUGGUGUUCUUCUUCAACCGCUUCUACUUCUGCAUCAGCCUGGGUUCGCUGUUCGCGGUCACCGUGCUGGUGUACGUGCAGGACAACGUCGGCCGGGGCUGGGGCUACGGCGUGUCGGCCGUCACCAUGAUGCUCGCCGUCGCGGUGUUCAUCGCCGGCACGCCCAAGUACCGGUACCGGCGGCCGCAGGGGAGCCCGCUAACGGUUAUCGGGAGGGUGCUCGCCACGGCUUGGAGGAGGCGCAGGCUGCCGCUCCCCGCCGACGCCACCGAGCUCAACGGAUUCCACGCGGCCAAGGUGGCUUACACUGACAGGCUCAGGUGCCUGGACAAAGCGGCGAUCGUGGAGGCCGACCUGUCCGCGCCGGCGGCGAAGCAGCAGGCGUUGGCUUCGACGGUGACGGAGGUGGAGGAGGUGAAGAUGGUGGUGAACCUGCUACCCAUCUGGUCCACGUGCAUCCUGUUCUGGACGGUGUACUCCCAGAUGACCACAUUCUCCGUGGAGCAGGCCACCCGCAUGGACCGCCACCUCCGCCCCGGCGCCGCCUCGGGCUUCGCCAUCCCGGCGGGGUCCCUCUCCGUGUUCCUCUUCCUCUCCAUCCUGCUCUUCACCUCCCUCAACGAACGCCUCCUCGUGCCGGUCGCCAGCCGCCUCACGGGCCGCCCGCAGGGGCUCACCUCGCUGCAGCGCGUCGGGACAGGACUCGUCCUCGCCGUCGUCGCCAUGGUCGUCUCGGCGCUCGUCGAGAAGAAGCGCCGCGACGCCGCCAACGGGCCCGGCCACGCGGCCAUCAGCGCGUUCUGGCUGGUGCCGCAGUUCCUCCUGGUGGGCGCCGGCGAGGCGUUCGCGUACGUGGGGCAGCUGGAGUUCUUCAUCCGCGAGGCCCCCGAGCGGAUGAAGUCCAUGAGCACGGGGCUAUUCCUGGUGACGCUCUCCAUGGGGUUCUUCCUCAGCAGCUUCCUCGUCUUCGCCGUGGACGGCGCGACUCGGGGCACGUGGAUCCGGAACAACCUGGACGCCGGGAAGCUGGACCUCUUCUACUGGAUGCUGGCCGUGCUCGGGGUGGCCAACUUCGCCGUGUUCCUGGUGUUCGCGGGGCGGCACGAGUACAAGCCCAGCAACGUGGCGGCGGCGGUGGCGCCCGCCGGUGGGCACCCGGAGAAGGAGAUGGACGACUUCAUCGCGGUCAAGGAGGCCGUCGACGGGAUGGACGUGUAGUGUCGCUAGCUAGCUAGGGAGUGCCCGGCACGUUGGGAAUGCAUGCACAUGUGCAAAUGAUCCAUGAGCAUAUAUUGCGCGGUGUGUACGUAUGUUGUAGUACGGCGUUGGGCUUUGGCUUUUGGGGUAGUCUACGGCGACUUCAUUUUUAUUUUUUGCUUGUCAAUUUUUCUGCUUAAUUUGCUUCUGCCUGCUCUCCUGUAGAUAACAAAGGAGACGAUGAAUUGAAGCGAAGUUUUUUUUUAUCGAGUAUAGAAAAAGAAAUGCUGAAAAUAGCUUUUCCGAGUCUA
This is a messenger RNA of Phragmites australis (common reed), 2337 nucleotides long. RefSeq names its product protein NRT1/ PTR FAMILY 6.4-like. Gene Ontology annotation, biological process: transmembrane transport; response to nitrate. The transcript has 4 exons. Gene Ontology annotation, molecular function: nitrate transmembrane transporter activity. NCBI's taxonomy places the organism in Eukaryota, Viridiplantae, Streptophyta, Magnoliopsida, Poales, Poaceae. Gene Ontology annotation, cellular component: membrane. The record is from RefSeq and is a predicted model, not a curated record. Bases 32 to 2047 code for a protein of 671 amino acids.